AUGUUUCCAAGAUCAAUUAUAACGCUGUUAUGCUUCGUUUUACUUUCAAUGAUCAUCCAAGAUACAACUGCUUAUCGCUUGGAUCAACGAGAAGUACAUUCGGAUAAGGAAAAUGACAAUUCUCAUCUUUUCGAAGCCGACUUUCUCGACAAGCUUCAAAACCUACUCUCGGCGGCUGACAGUCUCAUUGCAAAAAACAAACAAUCAGCAUUAAACGAACAUGAACUUCAAACACGGUUAGCAAUCAAUCGCCGUCCUGGACUUAUUCGUUUGAAAAAAGCGAGUGAUAACUGA
Molecule: messenger RNA, 294 nt
Organism: Adineta ricciae
Lineage: Eukaryota; Metazoa; Rotifera; Eurotatoria; Adinetida; Adinetidae
Source: the annotation of a GenBank genome assembly